Sapajus apella (tufted capuchin) is the source of this 2087-nucleotide messenger RNA. It is a transcript of the gene MTERF2, whose product is annotated as mitochondrial transcription termination factor 2. The transcript has 3 exons. Lineage: Eukaryota; Metazoa; Chordata; Mammalia; Primates; Cebidae. The coding region runs from base 406 to 1563 and encodes 385 amino acids. Gene Ontology annotation, cellular component: mitochondrial matrix. Gene Ontology annotation, molecular function: double-stranded DNA binding. Gene Ontology annotation, biological process: regulation of DNA-templated transcription; termination of mitochondrial transcription. The record is from RefSeq and is a predicted model, not a curated record.
CCGUGGGUGAAGGUGAAGGGGGGCGUGGCUUGGUUGGGGCUGCCGAGGGCCGCCUAGAGCCUCUUGGGACCCAGGACUGGGACCCAGGUUCCAGGCCUCAGGAAGACGGUGGACCACAGGGGAGGCUGGCCGGAGAGAGAGGGAAGGACAGGGCCUGGCCCUCGGGACUCCCUGUGCCUCGCUUAGAGCUAACGCCGACGGUUUAUUGCAGGCCGCUGACAAGAUCACAUUUUGAGAAGAAGUUGGAAAGAACCCCAAGUGGAUUAACUGAAUAUCUGGAUGAGGACAAGAUCUGUGGGGAGAGACUGUAAAGUAAGAAGAAGAGAGGGCUAGAACCAAGCCUUGAAGAUAGAAUGAGUCCAUUUGAGUCCCAGGACGGUGGAAACUAGCUAGAGGAUUGCAGCCAUGUUGUGGAAGCUGCUGAUGAGAUCCCAGCCCUGUAGGCUGUGUUCUUUCAGAAAGAUGCCAUCAACUCCAAAAUAUAGACCUUUCAUAGCAUGCUUCACCUACACAACUGAUAGACUGUCAAGCAAAGAAAAUACAAGAACAGUGGAAAUGCUCUAUAAAUUUUCAGUUGACAUUAGGAAAAUUCGUAGAUUGAAAGGAUGGGUACUUUUAGAGGAUAAAACCUAUGUUGAAGAAAUUGUGAAUAUUUUACAAGAACUAGGUGCCGAUGAGACUGCUGUAGCCAGUAUUUUGGAACGCUGCCCGGAAGCAAUUGUUUGUAGUCCAACCACUGUUAACACCCAGAGAAAACUCUGGCAGUUAGUCUGCAAAAAUGAGGAAGAGUUAAUCAAGUUAAUAGAGCAGUUUCCAGAAUCUUUCUUUACUGUUAAAGACCAAGAGAACCAGAAGCUGAAUGUUCUGUUCUUUCAAGAGUUGGGACUAAAAAAUGUGGUCAUUAGCAGACUUUUGACAACUGCAUCUAAUAUUUUUCAUAAUCCUGUUGAGAAGAAUAAGCAAAUGAUAAGAAUUCUCCAGGAGAGCUAUCUAGCUGUAGGUGGUUCUGAGGCCAACAUGAAAGUUUGGCUACUAAAACUGUUAAGCCAAAACACAUUUAUUUUGUUAAAUUCUCCCGCAGCUAUAAAGGAAACACUAGAAUUUCUCCAGGAGCAGGGUUUCACAAACUUUGAAAUUCUCCAGCUUCUGUCCAAACUCAAAGGAUUUCUUUUUCAACUUUGCCCAAGAAGUAUACAGAAUAGCAUUUCCUUCUCUAAAAAUGCUUUUAAAUGCACAGAUCAUGACCUGAAGGAAUUAGUUUUGAAAUGUCCUGCCCUUUUAUAUUAUUCUGUUCCAGUUUUAGAAGAGAGAAUGCAAGGAUUAUUGAAAGAAGGAAUUUCCGUAGCUCAGAUAAAAGAGACGCCAAUGGUUCUUGAAUUAACACCACAAAUAGUACAGUAUAGGAUAAGGAAACUCAAUUCCUUAGGCUACAGAAUAAAGGAUGGACAUCUGGCAAAUCUAAAUGGAUCAAAAAAAGAGUUUGAAGCUAAUUUUGGCAAAAUUCAGGCCAAAAAAGUAAGACCAUUAUUUAACCCUGUGGCACCAUUAAAUGUUGAAGAAUGACAUACUGACUGAUGUUGCUUCUUUCUAGCAGUGCAAGGUGAAACUAGCAAAGACAAAAAUUCAGGCAGUUUGUAGGCACCUGUAAUUUUAAGAACCUGCUUAGCUUCUGAAUUGUGUUUGAGUUAUCUCUAAGUAGAUAAAUUCUGACUCUUGCCAUAUUAUAAAUUGUAAACUGUAUUCAUUUUAAUAACUAAAGUUGGUAACUUUUACCUUAAACCAUUAGUUCAAAAACUCAUGUACCAUUAAAUGCCGUAUCAGUUUGAUACUUUAUAAGUGAAUCAUUUCUAAGAAAUGGACAAGUGCUUCCUUAAUUCAAGGUAUGGAUACAUUUUUAUACAGCACAUUUCAUCUUGCCAUGCAAAUCCAGUCUUCCUCACUACCCGCCAUGAAACAUCACUCUAGCUUAGUGUUACAUGAAAUAUUAGCAAACUUCUAUACCUUUUUUUUUUUUUUUUUGGAGAAAACUAAUUUCAUCUUGUGCUUGGAAUAAAUGACUGUCUUUGAGAACCUAGUAUUACUUAUCU